Peronospora farinosa is the source of this 2121-nucleotide messenger RNA. The record is from the annotation of a GenBank genome assembly. NCBI's taxonomy places the organism in Eukaryota, Oomycota, Peronosporomycetes, Peronosporales, Peronosporaceae.
AUGUUAGACCCGUAUCCGCAACCACAGACCGCCGAGUUCUGUCUACGCGUCCCACUUGACUAUGGCACGUCCGUCGUGGAGGCGCCGUGCCGUUGGGACUACGUGAUCGUGUUUCCUAAUCCGCCCAAGCACGCCAUUGAGGUGAGCGAUGAGCGUGACACGAUCAUCAAGCGUCUGCGUGGUGCGGGGCUACGACUACGCCUCUUUUACUCGUCCGGUAAGAAGCUGGUGUUCUGCAAAAUCCGCGCGCCUGUGGAGCUCAUGCGCCGCGAAGCAGAGCUCCUUAAUAUGCACCUGCAGCUGGACCCGACGGAGCUUCGUCGCGCCUCGUUCAACGGCAUUCCCGAGUAUAGCAUUGCUCCAUUUCCAAUCCGAGACGUUAAACAGACGUAUCGCUACUCACCAUUCGACUACAUCUUUGCGCCCUAUUUCCAAGCUCGAGACGUGCAGCACUUUUAUGCCAGGAAGGGCCCCAAUGGCUCGCUCUUCUCCAGCACCGACCGUAUUGGAAUCAUCGAGCACAUCAUCACUAACCAUCAAACAGGUGCCGGUCAAGAUCUUGAUCGUCUUAUUUAUGAGAGGAUUAUCGUAGAUACAUACCCGUUGCAUGAGGAGGAGGAGAAGGCGGAACUCAAGAAGCGCUGGAUGGUGUGGAGUGCGUCCCCUAUGAGCCAACCCUUUGACCGCAUCUGUCAUUACUUCGGUGUCAAAGUGGCGCUCUACUUCUUGUAUUUGGGGCACUACACCAAAUGGCUCUUGUACCCGACAUUGGUGGGCAGCGUCACGGGCAUCGUGAGGUAUUCCGUGCCACAAGACGACUACAACACCGUGUUCGCCUACAUCUCGCCACCUUUUGGAGCUUUUAUGACUAUUUGGAUGACCAUUUAUCUCGAGAAUUGGAAGCGACUUAACUCGCGAGAGACGCUUCGUUGGGGCACUGCACACUUUUCGGAAACGGUGAACCUCCGCCCGCAAUUUUACGGCGAGCGUAUUCCCUCGCCCAUAAAUGGCAAGUCAACACGGUACUUUCCCCCUCGUGAAAAGCUUAAACGAGUAGCUUAUAGCUGGGUUGUCAUCUCGUUCCUUAUCCUGAUCGUGUUUGUUAUCGUGUCCUCGAUUUUCAUGCUGACAUACGACCUUACGAAGGGAGACGACUCGGACAAGCUUGUGUUGGAUGACUACAAGUACGGCUCGAUUGUGUCGUCCCUUGCAAACGUUGUUCAGAUCACCAUCAUGACCAAGAUCUACAAUUACGUAUCAAUUAUGCUUGUAGACCAGGAGAACCAUCGCACGGAUAUGGAGUACGAAAACAGUCUCAUCGUCAAGACUGUGAUUUUCCAAUUCGUUAACAACUACGCGGGUCUAUUCUAUGUGGCGUUCCUGAAGGAAGGAUUUGAAGGCUGCGAUGUAAGUUGCAUGCAUGAACUCGAGUACAUGCUCGCCAUCGUGUUCUGCUCUCGGCUGUUUGUGGGCAACAUCACCGAGGUUGCCAUCCCGCGUUUGUUCGUGUACUUAAGCAAGUACCAGCUGCUGGGCCACUUGGAUGAGUACAAGCAGUCCGAUGCCGAACGCGAGCUCUUCAUGGCGCAAUACGAUUGGCAUGGCACCUUCGACGACUAUACUGAGAUGGCGCUUCAAUUCGGCUUCACAACUAUGUUCGUUGUGGCCUUCCCGCUUGCGCCUUUGCUCUCGUAUGUGAACAACUACUUUGAGAUCCGCUUGGACGCCUACCGUCUCCUUUUUGAGUCGCGCCGUCCUCGACCGCGUAACGUGCGUAACAUGGGAUACUGGUACCUGGUGCUGCAAGCUUUUGCAGCCAUCUCCGUAUGCACCAACGGUGCCGUUGUCAUCUUUACAGGUGAUUUCUUCAAUUACCUGGAGACUUCCACCCGGGUGUGGAUGUUCUCGAUAUUUAUCGGUGGCAUGUUCAUGUUCAAGUACUCUCUCGAGGUCUGCAUUGAUGACGUGCCGGAAGAUGUGACGGUGCAGAAAUACCGUCAGGAGUUCCUCAUCAGCAAAUGUCUAUACCACGUGCCCGACGACGAUGUCAAUUGUCCGAUUGGUGACGACAACGAUGACCAAGAGAACAUGAUCAUCAUUGACGACGAAGACUCUUCGUGA